Molecule: messenger RNA, 4326 nt
Organism: Mya arenaria
Lineage: Eukaryota; Metazoa; Mollusca; Bivalvia; Myida; Myidae
Product: nuclear receptor subfamily 4 group A member 2-like
Exons: 11
Coding region: 507-2723 (738 amino acids)
Biological process (GO): regulation of transcription by RNA polymerase II; cellular response to corticotropin-releasing hormone stimulus
Cellular component (GO): nucleus; transcription regulator complex
Molecular function (GO): zinc ion binding; RNA polymerase II cis-regulatory region sequence-specific DNA binding; nuclear glucocorticoid receptor binding
Source: RefSeq, a predicted model, not a curated record
ACUAACACAGUGAUAUUCUGUUUUGAGAUAUUCUUGCAAAACAUAAAUGGAUAUUUAACAAACAAACAAUAUUGAAUUAAUCUGAAUACAAAUUUCAUUGAGGAAUUUCAUUCAUAAAAACGGACUUGACGCUGACAAACCGCUAUUGUACAAAUUGUGAUAGAAGUUGUAAAAGACUGUUCAGCGUGUUUUUCUGUGCAGUUUUUAAAUGUUAUAUUAAAAAAUGGACUUCUACAGUACACACAUAUCUGGAUGGAUGUAAAUGGAUAUACUAUGUAAUAAAUCGUUCCAAUCUGGCGCAUGAACAGAUAUCUGAUGAUCUUAGCGGAUAUAUACUAACAGAAAAGGAGCUCACCACCAAAAUAACACCGAAAGCACAAGGGCUUUCUUCUGAAGCUAUUUCCGGUCAAGCCGCCACCGUGACCAGUCGCGCGAGUUCGAGCCCGGUGCACGCGCCAACUACGUCUUCACUCAGGCCAGUGAUCAGCACAUGCGCAGACGAAUCCAUGUUGCUCUUACAACAACAGCCUAUCUACAGCGGCGUCCCUAGUGUGUCGUCGGAAUCCUUCCACCAACCAAUCACACCGCCGGCAAUCCCCGCCUCAAUCGGUAGUGCCGACGUCGGCGUCUUCCCGUCUUCUACGUUUAGUAUGGCGUUACAGGAUCUACAAGUCGGUGGAUCAUUCAGUGAGGAGGACACAUUCCGAUCAUUUUCCGGUGAUUUUGGCGGAAGCGGCGACGUGUGCUCAGCAGCAUCCGCCUCCUCAUUCCAGCCACCUAUCUUCACGGAACCCUUCAGCUACGAGGGGACCUUCAUGCUAGAAAAAGACCUAGGCAAAAUGGUAGGCCUCUUCCCCGAAGCGUCCGGACAAAUGCCGACGUCAACGGCGACUUCCGCUGGAGUGAAUACUCAAAAAUACAUGGACCCUUCCACAUUCGAUUUUCCAUUCCGUAGUUACACAGCCUCCUCGAGUGAUCAGUGCUGUUAUUCGAGCCACCCAUUCCCCGAGCACACGGCGACUUCCUCUCACGCGCCGCCACCGCCACCACCGCAUCAUCAUCACCAGCAGUCCUCAGAGAAGCUCUACCACAGGGACAGCUCCACGAUCGCUCCAUCGCCCAUAUCUCCAUUCUCUGCCCCCGAGGAUCUCUCCCAAUCUGUGUUCCCACAUUCCGCGCAUCAACAGCAAUCAUAUGGGGAACCCCUUGAUAGUAAACUCAACAUCAAUGUAAACAUUUAUCAGUCUCAUCAUCAUUCCCAGCAGCAACAACAACAGCAGCAACAUCAACUACAACAGCAGCAGCAUCAGCACCAAGCGUCUCAGGUCCACGGGCGCCACGUCCCCCACGCCGCCUUGGAGGAGACGUCAAUGAUGCGGCGCUCGGAAGGGCGACCCGGACUUUAUCAGGGAUACGGCGCGUCGUACGGUCAGGUGUUCUACGGCGGCCUUCAGGGAACGGAGCGGCAGGGCAUCGGCGGUCUGGAGACCGGAUAUCCACUCAUGGGCCGCUCAAUGUUCCACGCAGACGUUUCCGCGCAACACCCUGGCAGACAUUUUGGCCGGCGGCCGUCAUUGACCAUCCCCAUGCCAUCACACACUCCUGACAGUAUGGAACUCCAAAAAUACGUACAGUCACCGAAGACGCCGACGACCCCUAGCUCUACCCGGUCUUCUCCCGGAAGGGAAGGCCUCCAAAAGGAAAGUCUCCUCUGUGCCGUCUGCGGGGACAACGCCGCGUGCCAGCAUUAUGGCGUCCGCACGUGUGAAGGGUGCAAAGGUUUCUUUAAGAGAACGGUACAGAAAGGGGCCAAAUACGUAUGCCUUGCCGACAAAAACUGCCCAGUCGACAAACGCCGACGGAAUCGAUGUCAGUUCUGUCGGUUUCAAAAAUGUCUCGCGGUCGGAAUGGUGAAAGAAGUCGUACGGACAGACAGUCUUAAAGGCCGCAGGGGUAGGCUGCCAUCGAAACCAAAGAGCCCUCAGGAGGCCCCUCCCUCUCCACCCGUGAGCCUCAUUACGUCACUGGUGCGUGCGCAUGUCGAUACGUGCCCGGAUGUCCCUUCACUUGAUUACAGCAAGUACAAAGUGCCUAGUCCGGAAGACAGUCCUAUGGAUGAGGUGGACAGGAUCCGAACGUUUUACGAUCUCCUCCUUCAGUCCAUGGACGUUUUAAAGGCGUGGGCGGAUCGGAUACCGGGCUUUUCUGACCUCCUUAAGGAAGAUCAAGAGCUGUUGUUCCAAUCUGCGACAAUGGAGAUGUUUGUUCUCCGAAUUGCUUACCGGAUUCAGACAGGAGAUGAGAAAAUAACGUUCGACAACGGGCUUGUUUUACACCGACAACAAUGCUGGGAAAUGUUCGGUGACUGGAUCAGCUCCAUCAUGGACUUUGGUGUCUCCCUCCAUCGAAUGACCAUUGACAUCUCAUCUUUAGCGUGUAUGGCCGCUCUAGCCAUGAUAACUCUGCGACAUGGACUCAAGGACGUAAAGAAAAUGGAAGAACUCCAAAUGAAGAUCAUAGAUUGUCUCCGAGAUCACUGUACUUACAACGCUGAUGCCCAAAGAAAACCGAAUUUCUUCUCACUCAUACUCGGAAAAAUUGCAGAAUUAAGAUCUCUUAGUCGAGAGGGACAGGAACGCUUGAUAUUCUUCAAACUUCAAGGUCUAUUCCCAACCCCGCCAGUGAUAGAAAGUCUGUUCCACUCAAGCCAGCUUCCAUUUUGAAUAAAUUGACGAUGGAGCUCCACCUCUAUUUAGGCAUGCCACGAUAUUGCCGCACCCAUUGUUUUGACUCUCCCGUAACCACGUAAUUUACGUUACUUUAAAGGGAAAUGGCGUAUUAUGACUUACUCAUUUGUGUGUUAUACAAUGUUUUGUGUUUUAAAAGUACAAAGUAUACCUUAAAUCGCCCAGAAUCGACUCGAUGAUGUAUAACAUCACUUACAAAUGGAGAAAAAUAUGCUCUUCAGACACUUUGAGCUGAUCCAAUUUUAUGUGACAUGUACCUUUUUCUAGUCAAGUGUGUUUUAACCCGGUGACAAGACAACUUACGGAUUAGAUGAGUUUUAAUUUCUAGUCAACGUGGAAAUAAGCAAGACAAUGCAGCUCAGACAAACCAGACUAUAAAAUAGAAUAUAUGUGAAUAUUUAUUUUGUGUUCUUCAUAAACUUACACACGAGAAACUGGUUGGAGCAUUAGAAUCUGUGUAACUUAUUGCAUAUCACUUUACGAGUUAUUUGAUGUGUUUCAUGAAAUUAAUAUUGUAUCUUUGAACCGAUUUGUUUACUGUUUUGUAAAUUGGAGAAAAAUAAUCAUCAUCUACGGAUAUGUUGUAAGACCACUGUGUUACGUUUGUAGGUUCGUAUAAUACAAAAAAAUAUUUCCACCGAUGUGUGACUAGUCAUUCGUUCCAUUGUUUAUUGUAUUCAUUUACAUUGCUGACUGUAAUAUUGUAUGAAAUCGCUCAUAUAACUGGACUUCUGUUGUGUUGUUGUUUAUUCGAAAUGUGCUGCCUAAAUAUAGUUUAUGCUACAGUAAAAAAGUGCUUGCAUUGCCACUAUGUUCAUGAUUUUGUGUUUAUAGUUGAAUUUGUUAUUUAUUUUGUCUUGCAAAGUCAUGUGCUACAAAUUUAUUUGUUUUAUCUGUACAGUGAACUAAGUCAUUUUAUUUAUUUUCAAGUUUCAAUUUGAAUGUUGUGCCAAUGUUGUUUUGAUUUUAAUCAUAUUCAACAGGUUGUUAUAUAAUGUUUAAUGGUAAUAAUCUAUGUGUACUGUAAUUUAAUUAUGAACCCUUUACUAAUAUGAUAUUAUUAUUAUUUAUUUUGUUCCGACUGCAACGUUUGCUUUAUCAAGAAAUGUUUAUUCUAAUUACAAAACAUGAAUUUUAUCCAAACGGUUUGCCUGGGCCAAAUGGUCAGAGAUUUUCGGAAAAGUGACCUCGCGCAGGUGAGAACAAAAGUGCAUCUGUGGUUCUCUUGUUUUGAAAAAAUAGUGUCUUUCUUUCAUUAUAUCUAAACUUUAGUUAUAUAUCUAACCAGGAAGGAAACACAGAGGAGAUAGUCCUAUGAUGGUACGAAUCUAUCUUUGUAUUAUAUAUCAAAUGUAAUCAGACACUUACUCGGAGACAUUGUAUUUUCUGCACAUAUUAAUUAUAUAUUUAUUUAUUUAUACAUUCUAUGACGUAAUUGUCAAAUAUGUUCGUGAUAUGAGUCAUGUUUCAAAAUGUCAGGAUCAUCUUGCUAUUGAACAACGACCUGUGCUAUUAUUAUAACUAAUUGAUAUUGUUGUAAUUAAACUAUCAAUAUGCUAUACCUUGGGCUGGGCUUAUC